Messenger RNA from Phyllopteryx taeniolatus (common seadragon), 8343 nucleotides. It is a transcript of the gene alpk3a, whose product is annotated as alpha-kinase 3a. The record is from RefSeq and is a predicted model, not a curated record. Gene Ontology annotation, biological process: cardiac muscle cell development; protein phosphorylation. The coding region runs from base 445 to 6711 and encodes 2088 amino acids. Gene Ontology annotation, cellular component: nucleus. Gene Ontology annotation, molecular function: protein serine/threonine kinase activity; ATP binding. Lineage: Eukaryota; Metazoa; Chordata; Actinopteri; Syngnathiformes; Syngnathidae. The transcript has 15 exons.
GUUCCCAUACAGUCUUGCGCAGUGUCUGCACCAGACCAGACACUCUUUGACAACUCAUUUAGAUACUAUUCAUAUAGCGUCUUCAAAUAGUAAUUGUUACCUGUUGACGACUUAAGACUUCAUUGUUGUAUAGUUUUGGAAAAUCUGAUGUGCUCUUGCACCUAUUUGUGGGCCCGCUAAAAAUAGGGCCCUGCUGGCAACACAUGUGCGCCUAUGAUUUGCAGUUCCAGAGGCUUUCUUCACAGACACAGGGCUCGAAAGAAACACAGACAACAUCUCAAUGGGGCUUUUAUAUGAAUAACAAAAUUCUACUACGAUCCAAGGCAGUGAAUUUUUGGCCAGCUGAGGACGUGACUAAGGAUUUUUUUUUAUUAUUUUUGGGGGGGGGGGCGGUGGUAAAAUAAUAGUGGAUUUCACAACUUUGGUGAAUAACUGCAGUGCACGAUGACUUCCAGGAGGCCAAUGACUCGCUCUUUUUCUGCCAACGGGAGGACCAGCAGCUUCAGCGAAGAGGACAGCAGCUCUUUAAAUGGCCGCACCGAAACCCGCAGUAAUUACCUCUCAAAUGUUAGGCCAGAAAACAGCUAUUCAAGGUACUCUCACUACAGGCCGACGAGGAGCACUUUGUGCACUGUCAUGGCUCAGCUUACCGAGGACGUACAACCAUCCUUUGAGACCACCUUAAAGUCAAAGGCGGUGUCGGAAAACUGUAACGUAAAGUUCACCUGUGUUGUAUCAGGUUAUCCAGCUCCAGAACUGAAAUGGUAUAAGGAUGAUAUGGAAAUGGACCGUUACUGUGGACUUCCAAAGUAUGAGAUCCACAAAAAUGGGAAACUUCACACCCUCCAUAUUUACAAAUGCACACUGGAUGAUGCGGCUAUCUAUCAGGUCUCAGCGAGCAAUAGCAAAGGUAUUGUCUCCUGCUCAGGGGUUUUAGAGGUAGGCACCAUGAGUGAGUUCAAGAUCCACCAGAGAUUCUUUGCCAAGCUCAAGCAGAAAGCGGAGAAGAAGCGUAAAGACUUAGAUGAGCUGAGCAAAAAGGAGGUCAAGGACAAUAUUCAGACAGAGGAACCGUGCAUUAGUCCAGAGCCACCCCCAAGGAAACGCCCAGUCCCGUCAGUGGAGCCGGUCCAAGCAGCUAAUGAGCCUGAAACUGUGGAGCAGCUGCACACUGCUGCAGGAGCCAAUGGAGUUAGCUUUGACGUCAAAGAAACCGCCUCUGCAAUACCUUUGGACAAUAGUCUGGAGAAGGACAUACCGGCCCCUGAGGAACUCGUGGCCAAGAAGAAACCAAAGAUCACCAAUGGUGUCGAUGCCGGCGUUAACACCACCACAAUUAGCAGUAGCAGUAGAGGCCAUAUGAUCGGAAAUGGAAGUGAAAACUGUUAUGACGGCGGAAUCAGUUUGGCGCAAUUUUUAUCCGAGAAUCUCCAAUCGCAGACUGAUGAAGAGAUCGAAAACUUACCUCAAUUGGAAAAAACGCAGGAGAUGGACGUAUGUAUCGAAAAUGCGAGUACAGAGAAAGAAGGAAGACUGGAAAAGUUACAAGCAGAAAAGGAACAGCAUGAAACGGCAAAAGAGAAAGAGAACAUAAAAGAAAAAGAGUUAGUUAUAGAAAUGGAGAAAGAAAAGGAAAGGUUGCAAGAAAUGUCACAUCUGGCAGAACACCCUAAACAUCACAGAAAAGCGCUCAAGGAUAAUGACCAUCAUAAUAUUCAGUCAUCCAUCUCCUCCAUGUUGCACACAGUCAAAGAUUUCUUCUUUGGGAAAGGGAAGAAGGACUCUCAUGAAUACACUGAAAACAAAGAUAAAGAACAUGACCACGUUCCCAAGUUCAUACAGCCUAAAUCUACACAAUCACAAACACCGCCAUCAUAUCGGCUGUACAAGAAGCAUCGGGCAGAGCUUGACAAAGCUCACAUGGACCAAGUUGUACCUAUGGAAAUUGAUAAGCCACCAGAGCCUUCAAAGUCUGUGGAUGUAGAACAACAGUCGGUGUCAAAGAAACUCUCGACAGCACAAGAACGUAAAGUAAAAGUUGAAGAAGCUGUAAAGUCUCCAAUUAUUGAAUUACCCCCUGGGAGACCAAAAGAGCCUACAGGACAAAGUAACCAAGAGACUGGGACUCUGGUGGAUAACAUGGAGGUAUCAGCAGGUGAAGGAAUCAGCGGUCCAGGUCAACAAACGCUAUUGUCCGGUCUUCAAGUUCUCACUGAGGCUGAAGAGAAACAUACUGAGGCAGUCACAAGUGCGGAUAUGGUUCUCUCACACCAACAAGAGUCAGAGACUCUGGUAGCUUCACCGCGACCUCAUCACCCCGCUGGACACGCUACAUCUUCACCCAGAGAUGAUAAGUCUCUCUCCCCAACCAGCCAAAGUUUCCCUCAACCGUCCAGCCUUAUAAAAGAUAAUCACGCUCCUCCUCUCAGUGUUAUCUCAGCUAUGGAGACAAGUAGCCUCUAUGUGACACCCACUUUGCAAGGGGGCGAGAUAAAUGUUGACAAGAUGGAUAAAGACAGUGAACCUGACAGAGAGGUGAACGACUCUUCCAAGAAAUUACGUGGGGAAACUAAAGCGAAUGUAAAAGAGCUACCCCGUCCCUAUAUAAUCAGACCCGAGGUGGCUGUAUUAACACCGCCUUCCCUGGAAAAGGGUAAACCUGCCAAAGAGGUGAACUAUCCUACCAAGAAGUUAUGUGUAAAAACUGAACAGAAGUUAAUGGAGCUACCUCGUCCUGCUUUGAACAGACCCGAGGUGGCUGUAUUAACACCGCCUCCCCUGGAAAAGGGUAAACCUGCCAAAGAGGUGAACUAUCCUACCAAGAAGUUAUGUGUAGAAACUGAAGAGAAGCUAAAGGAGCUACCUCGUCCUGGUAUAAACAGACCAAAGGUGGCUGUAUUAACACCGUCUUUGCUAGUAAAGUGUAAACCUGACAAAGAGGUGAACUACCCUACGAAGAAGUUAUGUGUAAAAACUGAAGAGAAGUUAAUGGAGCUACCUCGUCCUGCUUUAAACAGACCCGAGGUGGCUGUAUUAACACCGCCUCCCCUGGAAAAGGGUAAACCUGCCAAAGAGGUGAACUACCCUACCAAGAAGCUAUGUGUAAAAACUGAAGAGAAGUUAAUGGAGCUACCUCGUCCUGAUAUAAACAGACCCGAGGUGGCUGUAUUAACACUGACUUUGUUGGAAGAGGGUAAACCUGACAAAGAACUGGACUACCCUUCAAGGAUAUUAUGUGUACAAAAUGAAGAGAAAUUAAAAGAGAUACCCCGUCCUGAUAUAAACAGACCUGAAGUGUCUAUAUUAACAUUACAUUCACUGGAAGAGGGGAAACCUGCCAAACAGGUGAACUACCCUACCAAGAGGUUAUGUGUGGGAACUCAAGAGAAAUUAAAAGAGGUACCCUGUCCCGAUAUAAACAGACCUGAGGUGGCUAUAUUAACACCGACUUCGCUGGAAGAGGCUGUCAAAAUAAGGUUAAUUAAAGCACCCGUUCAGACAGUUGAGUCUAAUAUGGAAGCACGCAGUUCACAGAGAGAUCACACAAAGGAGGAGGCUGAAAGUGUUUCUCUCAUUCAGGAAAUGAAUGUAGGAUUUUUACCUGCUGCAGCCCCCAAGAUGGGUGACCUAAAAAUGUGGUCUGAAUACAUGCCUUUUUUAACAGAUGAAAGCAAAGAAGACUCAAAACUGAAACUACUGCAGAGUUCAGAGUCCGGUUUUAAAAGGCAUGAGACGAGAAGUGAAAGGAAGGAAGGAGUCACUGAUACUCGACUAAGAGACAUUGUAGAAAAUCUGAACAAUCUGAAAGAACAAAAGCAGGUGAUUGUACAACUUACUGAAACAAACAAUGACGUUUUGGAAAUGGUGACAGAAGAAAAGAAACCACUAGCAGUAGCAAAUGAGUUGAAGAAGGAGUCGGUCAAGAUCAUUACAGACAAGAAAGAUCAUAAGGAGGUUAAAUUAAGUGUUGUGGAAGAGGCUUCAAAAAUGGCGCAUCAAGGCCAUAAUGAGAAACAGCAGUGUUCCUCAGAAAAUGUUCCACUCGCGUCCGAUAUAAGCACAAAUAAAAGCACUGCCGUCCCAAGGAUUGAAAUAAUAGAGCCGCAACCCAAACAGUUCACUCUGCCACUAACUAUAUUAGCACUCAAGAAGAUAGAAUCAGACCCAAGUAUUUUAGAAAAACAUUUAAAACCGCAAGCUAUAGCCUGGGAUGUUCUUGAUUCUUCAGGUCGUGACCAUAAGCCAUCACCCUCAGAUGAAGCGAAGGAACUUUUGAAGUUAGAUGACAAGACAGAAAUAAUUUUGCAGGCAAGGAUGAAAGAUAGUCAGCAGCUCCCUCAGGUAAACUAUGCAACCAUUCCUCAAAUAAAUGUUUCAUCCAGCGAUGACAAGAAGGAUCAUAAAUUCGUAAACACGCAAGUCCUGGAUUCUCUGCAGCCCUUAGAAACGUCGACGGUGCCUUUGUUUGUGGUCCCGCCAAUAUCUGUCACUUGUCAUGAGAAUGAGAGCGAACCAAAGAAAACCACUCACACUGAGUGGACAGAAACUGAAACUUUGGUGGUCACACAGAGUGUAAGACAGCGUGGCUCUGGCAACGACACGACAGCUAUGUCUGAAAAACCUCAAGACAUGGCAGAACAAAGUUUAACAGAGAACAUUUCUUCUAUGCCAAAUGAAACUGUGCUACAAAGGAGGAAUGGCAGCGGGCCUUCAUUGAGUAGAACCACAGAGGACAAUAUUUCCCUUGAAAAACUGAAGGAAAACCCCUUAAAACAGGCUAAGAUUGACAGUACUGUGACUGUUGAGGACCUCCUCAGAAGCAGAGCCCCUGUUGAGAGACUCGCACACAAACCCCCCACUCAUCCAUCACUGAGUCCUGGCAGUAUCCGUAAAUUCAUGUCCAAGGCCGCUGCAGAGCUAGAAAGUGAUGCUGGGAUGAUGGUCCCUGUGAUCACAGUGGACGACCGUCAGCGCGACAAGGCGGACGAUGACACGAGUGGCGGAUCAACACCGACGUCCUCUACGCCGACAUCUUCGCUGUCAUGUGAAAGCAGCCCGAGGCUGAAACGAAGGGACAGUCUUUCACUCAUACGCUCGGCCACGCCCGAGGAGUUGGCCUCGGGAGCCCGCCGCAAAAUCUUCAUUCCUAAAGCUAAGGAGGAUCCGGACGAAGUUGCCGGCGCUCUGGAAGCUCAAAACAAGAAGGAGAGCCCCUACAUGUCCCCCAGCCAGGCUCGCAGAGCAGCGUUGCUCCAAGCCCCCGUGGGACAAAACACCCCCCCAACAGAGAGGCGCUCUCCACUGAUGAAUCGCAGGAAGACCACGCUGGAGGUACCCAAAGUGGUGGAGGAACCGCCCAAAGAGGACCCAGUCAAGGGUGUAAAAGAGGAGAAAGUUGCUGAAAAGAAGUUUGACCCUCUGAAAGCACCACAGGUCAUCCGUAAGAUCAGAGGAGAACCUUUCCCAGAUGCCUCCGGACACCUGAAGCUGUGGUGCCAGUUUUUCAACAUACUCUCCGACUCCACCAUUAAAUGGUUCAGGGAUGAAGAGGAAAUACUGGAGGUCAAGAGAAGUGCAGGGGAUGAGACCCAAGUGGCACUGGCUAUUGUUCUGGCUGCAAGCCAAGACUGUGGCGUUUACGGUUGCACCAUCCAGAACGAGUACGGCACAGACACCACAGACUUCCUCCUCAGCGUGGACAUUCUGUCUGAUAUACUUCUCAGAGAGGCUCUGGAAGUUGGAGAGGAGAUAGAGAUGACGCCACUGCUGUUCACCAAAGGCCUCGCCACCUCCAGCAACUGGGGCGACAAGUACUUUGGCCGCAUCAUGACCGAGAUGGCACACAUCGGCGAGGGUGUCAGCCAUAAAGCCAGCAGAGUGAAAGUCAUCUACGGCCUAAAUCCUGUCUAUGAGUCUGGAAGUACAUGUAUUAUCAAGGUUCCAAACCCCAUCGCCUACGGGACCAAGCAGGAUAACAACCUUAUAGACAGAAAUCUAGAAAUGACAAAACAAGAAUGCAAAAUCCAGAACAUGAUCAGAGAAUAUUGUAAAAUCUUCGCGGCUGAAGCAAGAGCAAUUGAAAACUUUGGCUCUUCACUAGAAGUGAUUCCUCAGUACCUAAUGUACCGACCCGCCAACUCAGUGCCGUACGCCACAGUGGAAGUUGACCUAAAGGGGGUCUUCCUCAAGUAUUGUGCGACAGAUGGUAAAGGCUGUCUGAUUGCUCAAAGUGCCUCUGAGAUGGAACAGAAAUGCAGCACCUUCCAGCACUGGAUUCACCAGUGGACGCACGGCAAUUUACUCAUCACCCGCAUGGAAGGUGUUGAAACGAAGAUUACAAAUGUUAGAGUAGUGACCAAAACAAAAGGGUACCAAGGCCUGACAGACUGCAGCUCUCCAGAAGUCUUUGAGCAGUUCCCAACGGUCCACCAGUGCAACUACUACUGCGGACUUCUGGGCCUUUGCCCGCUCAAGACUCAGGACCAGCAGCAGACCACCAAGGUAAAGGGUUCCAAAAGCCCCUUGCUCAACCGCAAGUUGACCCCAGGCUCCGGCAGCCCCCAGCCACACCGUAAAGGACACAGCCCUCAGAUGCCCCGGAAGGCUAAUGUGAGCCCGAAGGUGACGAGAAAAGUCCAGGAGACAAAGGACAUUGACUCAAACGGCAAACUCAAGCCUGCAGAAACUACUAAUGCUCUUGAAAUGAGGUAGGAAAUUGUUUUAGGUGUUUCUCUCCAGCUAGAAUAAGAAUACGAGUUUCUUUUUAUUUAAAAUGACCGUGAAAAAUCAUGGGAGAUCUUAUCCCUGCUAGAAAGCUGACUACAAUAUAAAAUCUUGCAGAGGACACGCAGAAGUGGAGGUACGCUUAACUCCUCCACACCGGGCCUCAUUAGAGUCGACGUUACGCUACUGAAUGAUCGCAAGCACGUGCCUCAGAGUUUUAUUAGCUCCACGAGUGGACUCUGAUCAGUACUUGUCACAGCAGAAAUAAGUUAGCUAUCAGCAAUGACUGUGAUCUUGAAGACAUGCUCUCUUUUUAUAUAGAGAUGUCCCUUUUUGUUUUAAAUGGCCACGUUUAGCCACAAAAGUGGUUUUACACACUGCAUGUUCAUCUGUGAUGCAAAGUCUAUGUGCAGGGGUAUGCUUUUUAUUUUUCGCCCAACUUGCUUAAAAGUACACUGCAAAUCUGAGUUUGCGCUGUUCAAUUAAGCUCAAUAAAAAUUUAAAUAUAGUGGACACUUCAUAAGGUACACAUGCACAAUCCAAUGAGUCACUGCAAGCGCUUUAUAGAUAAUAAUACUCAGUUUUGAGACAUUCGUUUAACAAUAUGUUUAUUGUUGAGAUUGUAGUUUGCAGUGAAAAACUGCACCAAAUCAUACUAAGUGAUUUAAUAUUUCGCUUACCUUUUCAAGUGAAAAAAAUACAUAUAUAUAUUUAUCAGUCAAAUGUUUUGGACACACUUUCUCAUGCUAUUGAAUGAGCAACUGUGUCCAAAAUAUGAACUGAUUGUGUAUAUACAGUAUAUAUAGUGGACAAAAUAAAUCAAUGCUCAUAAAAAAAAUAAUUCUCAACUGCAGGUAUACCUAAUGUUGUGCCAAGUGAGUGUAUUUGCGUGCACAGAAAUAAGUUAUGUUCAGUGAUUUCGGUUUCUGUAGUUUGCUUGCUUUAAGCAACAGUCACACUUACAGAUACAUUAUUACAUCCGUUAUUUUAACCAUGAUAAGGUACAGCUCAUUGUCAUGCAGACGCAGUACGUUGGCAGCUGUAACCUGAAAGCUGCUGAUUCAGCUCCACGCUGUAAUCUGGAGCCAACCCAUGGACACAUUGGGCAAAGUAGGCAAAAGAGCACACUCAGGAUUUUUCAAGAAUUUCACUCUCUAUGCAAAGCUCAAGUACAACCUAGUCGGAUAGAAGAGUUUGUACAUAAUCUCUAGCAAUGGCUGAUUUUUUUUUCCUAAAAAUAGAGCACAAAGGCUUCAACAUUGACAUUUGAUAUCUUUCCCUUUACACAAUCAAUGAAAAUUCCCAACAUAACUGGCAUGGAAGCAUCAGGAAUGUACAUUAUGUAAUGGAUUAUUGGUUAAUGAUCAGUGGGAAUCAGCGGCUGGCUUCAAAAAAUAUUUCACUUGCAUGGAGGGGAAAAAAUAUAUAUACUGAGAUAGAGAGCAUCAGAUAAGAGUGAAACACAAAAGUGUGGUGACAAAAGGACGAAAUAUUGUAAUUGGCCCAAAUGUGUGUGAGAGCGAGUGAGUGCGAGACAAAGAAGUAUAAAUGUACAUUUAUAAAGUGUUACACCAUGUCAAACUAAUCUAUUUUCUAUUUUUAAUAAAAAUGUAAAACAUU